AUGGAGACGACUCACGAGCCGGCUGACCCCGUUGCCAAGGGGAUAAUCCCAACGGCCAGCCAAUCCAUCCGUGACCUUUUCACGUGGAAGCAGCGCGUUGUCGUGGCCAACCCAGAUGGCGAAUCCUCCUGCGAGUGGGCGAAGCCAAUCCCGCUGAAGAACCCCAUCAGCCUGAUGGCCCAGCUCUCUGCCAAGGACUGGGUGUUUUUCAUCGUCGGCUUUUCAGCCUGGACUGCUGAUGCCUUCGAUUUCCACGCCCUGUCUAUCCAGACUGUCAAAUUGGCCAAGUACUUUGAUGUCUCCAAGACAAGCAUCACCGAGGCCAUCACCCUCACUCUGCUGCUCCGCUCGGUCGGCGCGGCCAUGUUCGGGCUGGCUGGAGACAGAUGGGGGAGAAAGUGGCCCAUGGUGGUCAAUAUGAUUGUCCUCGGGUUGUUACAGGUCGCCACUAUCUACUGCUCGACGUUUCAGCAGUUCCUUGCUGUUCGGUCGUUGUUCGGCCUUUUCAUGGGUGGCGUCUAUGGUAAUGCCAUUGCUAUGGCAUUGGAGAACAGUCCCGUGGACGCCAGAGGUCUCAUGUCUGGUAUCCUCCAACAAGGCUACUCUUUCGGCUAUGUCUGCGCGGCUUGCGCGAACCUCGGAGUGGGCGGCGGCACGGAGACAUGGAAGACCGUCUUCUGGAUCGCCGCUGGGCUUUCCAUUGGAGUCGGCCUGAUCCGCAUGUGCUUCCCGGAAUCGCAGCUGUUCAUUGAAGCGCGCAAGGCUGGCAAGACCGGUGGCCAUGCUACGCAUUUCUGGAAGGAGACCAAGGUUAUGCUGGGCCAGGAGUGGAAGAUGUGCAUCUACUGCAUUAUCCUUAUGACUUGGUUCAACUAUUACAGCCACACCUCCCAGGACAGCUACACUACCUUCAUGAUCACCGAGAAGGGCCUGGACAACUCCGGCGCCAGCCGAGCUUCCAUCCUCAUGAAGGCAGGUGCCUGUGUCGGCGGCACAAUCCUGGGCUACGUCAGCCAGUGGUUCGGACGUCGCCGCACCAUCGUCUGCGCGGCCCUCAUCUCGGCCGCCCUGAUCCCAGCCUGGAUCCUGCCCACGACCGAGCGCUCGCUGUCGGCCUCGGGCUUCUUCAUGCAGUUCUUCGUGCAGGGCGCGUGGGGCGUGAUCCCCAUCCACCUCAACGAGCUGUCGCCCCCGGCCUUCAGGAGCAGCUUCCCGGGCAUCACCUACCAGCUGGGCAACAUGAUCAGCAGCCCCUCGGCCCAGAUCGUGAACGCGCUCGCCGAGAGCAACUUCAUCAGGAACAACGCGGGCGAGCUGGUCGAGGCCUACGGGCCCGUCAUGGGCAUCGCGACGGCUAUCAUCGCAGUCGGGAUCGCAGUUACCACCGCGUUUGGCCCGGAGAAGAGGGGACGCGAAUUCUCCGCCAGACCGGCUGGUAUGAACAUCGAGACGGAGAGCGACCUCAAGGCCAAGGACAUAGAGGCCGAGGCCGCGUCUGUCCACGAGGCUGAGAGGGUGAAUUCGGAGAAGAAGGAGACCAAUGUUUAA
Diaporthe citri is the source of this 1548-nucleotide messenger RNA. RefSeq lists its product as uncharacterized. The record is from RefSeq and is a predicted model, not a curated record. Gene Ontology annotation, cellular component: plasma membrane. Bases 1 to 1548 code for a protein of 515 amino acids. Lineage: Eukaryota; Fungi; Ascomycota; Sordariomycetes; Diaporthales; Diaporthaceae. The transcript has 3 exons. Gene Ontology annotation, biological process: carboxylic acid transport; transmembrane transport. Gene Ontology annotation, molecular function: carboxylic acid transmembrane transporter activity.